Messenger RNA from Acanthosepion pharaonis, 546 nucleotides. NCBI's taxonomy places the organism in Eukaryota, Metazoa, Mollusca, Cephalopoda, Sepiida, Sepiidae. The record is from the annotation of a GenBank genome assembly.
AUGCCUGACAUUCUUUUUCUUUCUCUCAUUCUGUCACUUGAAACCCAUGUCCAUGUUUCUCUUGCUUUCUCUCGGCGUACCACCCAUGUCCAUGUUUCUCUUGCUUUCUCUCGGCGUACCACCCAUGUCUAUGUUUAUCUUACUUUCUCUCGGCGUAGCCCCCAUGUCCAUGUUUCUCUUACUUUCUCUCGGCGUAGCCCCAUGUCCAUGUUUCUCUUACUUUCUCUCGGCGUAGCCCCCAUGUCCAUGUUUAUCUUCCUUCGUCUCGGCGUAGCCCCCAUGUCCAUGUUUAUCUUCCUUCGUCUCGGCGUAGCCCCCAUGUCCAUGUUUAUCUUACUUUGUCUCGGCGUACCGCCCAUGUCCAUGUUUAUCUUACUCUCUCUCGGCGUACCGCCCAUGUCCAUGUUUAUCUUACUUUCUCUCGGCGUUCCACCCACGUCCAUGUUUCUCUUACUUUGUCUCGGCGUAGCCCCAUGUCCAUGUUUAUCUUACUUUCUCUCGGCGGAGCCCCCAUGUCCAUGUUUAUCUUACUUUCACUCGGCGUAG